Messenger RNA from Felis catus (domestic cat), 4507 nucleotides. RefSeq names its product UV radiation resistance associated (gene UVRAG). Gene Ontology annotation, biological process: SNARE complex assembly. The transcript is spliced from 15 exons. Lineage: Eukaryota; Metazoa; Chordata; Mammalia; Carnivora; Felidae. The record is from RefSeq and is a predicted model, not a curated record. Gene Ontology annotation, molecular function: SNARE binding. Gene Ontology annotation, cellular component: lytic vacuole; endosome. The coding region runs from base 724 to 2274 and encodes 516 amino acids.
ACUGACUGAGCCACCCAGGCGCCUUUAAAAUAUGUGCUAUUAAGAGCUAUGCAUAAAAUAUAACUUUAAAUGCAAGGGCACUGCCUUAGAUGGCAUAGUGAAAUAGCUAAGAUUGUCUGUGCUUUACUCAUUGGUUCAUCCAUCAAACACUUACUGAGGACCUACUUUGUACCAGGACUGUGCUAAGGGCUGUGGGCAUAAAGAAGAAUAAAACUUGGUUUCUGUAUUUAGAAAUCACCCCUCUUUUGGGGGGGGGCAUUGGCAAUAAAGCACGAUUGCGGCAAGUGCUGUGAUGGUGGCAUGUCCACAGUGUAGUCCUAGCAUAGAAGGGAGGAGUGAUCAUCUUCAUUUGGGGUAGUGGAUGGGACAGGGAGGUCAGGAAGGAUAUAUCAAAAGUGGGAAUUCUGGAGCUGGGUCAUAAAGGGUGAUUUGCUGUUUGUCUGCUUAAUUGUAGGUGUUCAUUUUAUUCUAACUUUGUGAUUACCAUUUACUGCCAGAUUUCCCUCCUCCCAAGAUUUAUGGCUUCUUGUCACAUACCAUUGUAGAAGUUUCCUUUAAAAGUUAUUCAUGAACAGGUUUCCCAUUCUUACCCUGUUGUCUUUUCCCAUGCUGCUUUGUUUGUAGUAGCUAAUCUCUUUAAAACCAUUCUCAGUAUUUUAGCCACAGUAGUUAGAGCCACCUCUCCCAUUUGACAGGGGAGAAAAUCAAGGCUCAGACAAGAACAUGGAAGAGCUAGAGUUCAUCACCUGCAACUAUUCCGGGUCUACAUUCAAAGCUUUUCCCACUAUCUCACUCUGCUUGUUGGAUUUAAAGUGCAGUUUUCCAGUUUCAUCUCUGCCUGUACGUUCACAAACCUGUAUACCUCCAGUUCAGUGGAUAGACUUUGAAGCUCUACAGCGGCGUCUUAGACACCUUCGGAACAUUGCUGCCCGGAAUAUUGUUAAUAGAAAUGGCCAUCAGCUCCUUGACACCUACUUCACACUUCACUUGUGUAAUACCGAAAAGAUAUACAAAGAAUUUUAUAGAAGUGAAGUGAUUAAGAAUUCCUUGAAUCCAACGUGGCGGAGUCUCGAUUUUGGAAUAAUGCCAGACCGUCUUGAUACAUCUGUGUCUUGUUUCGUGGUGAAGAUAUGGGGUGGAAAGGAGGACAUCUACCAGCUUUUGAUUGAAUGGAAAGUCUGUUUGGAUGGGCUGAAAUACUUGGGGCAGCAGAUUCAUGCCCGCAACCAGAAUGAAAUAAUUUUUGGGCUGAACGAUGGCUACUAUGGUGCUCCAUUUGAACAUAAGGGAUAUUCAAUUGCUCAGAAGAAUAUUCUUCUUCAGGUGGAUCAGAACUGUGUUCGCAAUUCUUAUGAUGUCUUCUCUUUGCUGCGGCUUCAUAGAGCCCAGUGUGCGAUUAAACAGACUCAGGUAACUGUUCAGAAAAUUGGAAAGGAAAUUGAAGAAAAGCUAAGACUCACAUCUACAAGCAAUGAGUUGAGAAAACAAAGUGAGUGCUUGCAAUUAAAAAUUUUGGUGCUUCGAAAUGAACUGGAAAGACAGAAGAAAGCUUUGGGACGGGAGGUGGCAUUACUGCAUAAGCAACAAAUUGCAUUACAGGACAAAGGAAGUGCAUUUUCAACUGAGCACCUCAAGCUUCAACUCCAGAAGGAAUCUCUGAAUGAAUUGAGGAAGGAGUGUACUGCAAAAAGAGAACUCUUUCUGAAGACUAAUGCUCAGUUGACAAUUCGUUGCAGGCAAUUACUAUCUGAGCUUUCCUACAUUUACCCUAUUGAUUUGAAUGAGCAUAAGGAUUACUUUGUAUGUGGUGUCAAGUUGCCCAAUUCUGAGGACUUCCAAGCAAAAGACGAUGGAAGCAUUGCUGUUGCCCUUGGUUACACUGCACAUUUGGUCUCCAUGAUUUCCUUUUUCCUACAAGUGCCCCUGAGAUAUCCUAUAAUUCAUAAGGGAUCUAGAUCAACAAUCAAAGAUAAUAUCAAUGACAAACUGACUGAAAAGGAGAGAGAGUUUCCAUUAUAUCCAAAAGGAGGGGAGAAGUUACAAUUUGAUUAUGGUGUCUAUCUUCUGAACAAAAAUAUAGCACAGCUAAGAUAUCAACAUGGACUAGGGACUCCAGACUUGAGGCAAACCCUCCCUAACCUGAAAAACUUCAUGGAGCAUGGACUAAUGGUCAGGUGGGAACAACUUAUUCCUCAAGGAACCCUGCAUCGCUAUGUUUUCCACAGACUUCUUGCUCUUCGGGUGAGGGACCCGGCCACUGUUACUGUGACGUGAGACGACCUCCCCGCCACCCAGGCUACCGUUUAUGCAGAUGGUAUGUGAACUUUUGCUCGUGCAACAGAGGUCUCCAGAACCUACUGACCUUGAGGCCAGACCCUUUACUUCUAGAAACCUGCCAGUUGCCUUGACUUCUCUGUUCCCAGCCCCGUCUAAUCCCUUUGGUGGCACACAGCGGGUGCUCAUGAAGUUGGGGGGGAGUGGGAGAAUGAGACAGAGCAUUGAUCCAAGGAUUUUGUAAUUCACACCUGUGUCUGUCUCACGGUCCCUUGGGAGCUCCGUGAAGGCGCAACGUGCCCAGAGUCAGCACCAAAAGUCACUGACGACCUUUAGAGGCAGAACCGUCCAGGGCUUGGUGGAGACUGCGGAGCUGAGUUUUUGUGAACAGUAAAAAGAGGUGCACAUUUGAGGGAUUAUCACAGGUUUUCAGUAAACAUCCUGAGUGGUAAUGAGCCCCCAUUCGCUGGGAAACCCGUGCAGGGCCCGAGCCCCUGCUGCCCUGCCCUACAGAAUAUCUGCACUGGGGAACCUGCUUUCUCUCCCCAGUGAUGCCAAAGCAGGCCCUGACCUCGCCCCAGGGCCUCUUCUGCACCCUAAGCCUUAUCAAGGCCCCUUAUGUAGCCCGCUCCUUCUCCCCACCCAUCUGAACAUCCUGCCGGCUGCCUUCUUACAAUAUAGCUCCUCCCCAUUCAGUAGCCCCUUGCUAAGAAGGAGGAGCAAGUCGGGAGGACGUUUCUGCCCAGGGAGUGGAAAAAAUCAGCACCUCAUGAGCAUUGUGUUGUGAGGUGCACUGCAACUUUCCAGAGAGUGGAAAUGCGUAUUUGUAACGGUCAGGAAUGCGAUGUAACUGUCAAAGUCCGUGAAGCCGGCCAUGUAAAUUGUGACUCACAGACAUACAAGAUAGAGGGAGCCAGAGCGUCAGGGAGGCUUUUUUAAGGACUCACCUGAGAUGCAGCCAACAGAUCUGUCAAGGGGAUAGAAUGGGGGCAGGGCUACAGCCAGGGCAGAAGCUGGAGAGAAGGAACCGCCAGGGACCUACCUGUAUUUAUCUAUCCCUUCCGCAAGUAGCUACUGUCUGCAUCCUGCAUGCAUGGAGGAGCAGCGAGGGAGCGAGGGGGGGGCAGUGAGAGUGGGGACAGCGAGUGUAGACGACACAAGUUUACUGGUAAAGAAAUGGAGACAAAUAGGGUGGGAGCUGGUGCGGAAUGUCAGGUGGAGGGCAGAUUUCAUAUAAGUGCGAAUGGGAGAAUCUUAGCGGGCAGCAGGUGAGUUCAGAAGAAGGCAGAGCAAUCAAUGAAAGGAGCACCCUGAGUGUGAUGCAGACAUUACCUGGGUCAGAGGGCAGGAGGGAGGCAGGGAGGGCAGGACUGGACCAAAGCGUCCUUCUGCAGCGGGUGGGAGCUGUGGUCUUCCCACUUAGCCCCGAUGCCUGGGAUGGGGGCCGGAUGGGAUGACUGUCCCAGGGUACAGGCCCGGGACAGAAGGGGCGCCAUGGGGGUGGUGGGAGCUUCCUGGCCUUUUGCAGAAGAUUCCUGAGGUUCAGGGGCGAAGAUUGGCUGGCUGCCCAGGGAGGGGGCCGCUGUGGCUGGGGUUGCCGCCUGGAUUGCAGUCACCUCCGCCCUGGCUCCCUUCGGCCACCCUCCGCCCUCCAAGCCGCCCUCCACACUGCAAACUCCAAUGCUGCCCUAGAUGGCUCUAACCCUCCAGGAACUGUGAAAUACAGGAAAGAGACAGACAUUAUUCACCUCUGCCGGAGGUAUUGUACGCGCUAGUUAACCAAAUCGUUGAUAAGAGGAAGUUUCUCUUACAGAAACAUUCCAAGCAAAAGGAUUCAGAAGGGAUAGUAGAAUUAAACUAUAACAUCUAAGACAAUGAUCGUCGGUGACGGCUAGUGUCACAGAGAGAGAACCAGACAUUUUAUGGCUCCUGAUAAAAGAGCACCCAUGAAGUAGCCUUGUCAAAAGUUUGACCCUGUUUAAAGUUUGCCCCUCAAUGUGGUCAAACCUCUCCCUGUGAUGUCCGAUGCAAUAGACACUGGUCGUGAACGGCUAUUAAGUAAUCGAAAAGUGGCUAGUUCCAACUGAGAUGCGCUGUUACCAUAAAAUAUGCCCUGAGUUUCAGAGAUUUAGCACAAAAAUAGAAUAAUUUUAUGUUGAUAACUUUUGUAUUGAUUACAUGUUGGAAUGAUAAUAUUGUGCAUGCAUUGAAUUAAGUAAAAUGUGACAACUAA